CUCUGAGGAUCAUCUGCGCUGAGUUCUUUCUGCUCAACCACAAUGAGUCCGCAGUCUUGUUGAUACAGCCGCAUUCUUUCGCCCCCCCUUUCCACUAAUUUUGGGAUUUUUUUUGGGGGGGGAAACUGAGGGAGCUGCUCCCUCCCUUACAUCCCCAGGAAAAACCUGUGGUAGCUCUCACCACCUCCCUCCUCCACCCUCACAGAUGCAAGCGGUGAGUGUUUCACAUCAGCCGGGAUCAUUCCAGCUCAACUUCUGUGUCUCAUGCUCGCAGAGGACGUCCAGCUACAGGAGUUUGGUGUUGAUAAAAAUGUAUUUUUUGCCAUGUUAAUUGCUCAAGCGUUAACUGAGGAGGGAAGAGACCUUCUGUGCUGGACAGACUGAGACCCCUCAGAGUUCUCCUCUGCCCUCCUAAAAUCGGACAUGGGGAAAGUCUACUACGUCAGUAAAAACGUGGGCCUCGGGUUGCUUGUGCUGGCGGUCAUUGGCCUGUUUACGAUUAUGGCUUUAUCCAUUGCCUACGACAAGGAAAAGGCCAAGAAUCGAGGCAAGCCUGAAGAUGGAACAGACAGCACCAGCAUGCGUACGCCCCUCACCACCCCCUUCACCCCCAAGGAGCCCUGGGACCGCUACAGACUUCCAGACUCCCUCGUUCCCGUCUCCUACAGCAUCAACCUGUGGCCCCGACUGAAGCCCAGAGCAGAUGGCCUGUACGUCUUCAAUGGACAUUCGGCGUUGAUCUUCAGAUGUGUGAAGGAAACAGACCUCAUCCUCAUCCACUCCAACAAGCUGAACCUCACCACCUUCUACGGGCACCACGCUAGGCUGAGCGGCCUGGGUGACGCCACCGCGCCCGCUAUACAGACGUCUUGGCUUGUUGUGAAGACGGAGUAUCUGGUUCUUCAGCUACGCAGCAGACUAGCUGUUGGCGCUUCAUAUGAACUCUACACUGAAUUUCAGGGGGAGCUGGCGGAUGACCUGGAAGGCUUUUACAGGAGUGAAUACACCGAGGAUGGUGUGACGAAAGUUGUCGCUACCUCGCAGAUGCAAGCAACGUAUGCCAGGAAAACCUUCCCUUGCUUUGACGAGCCAGCCAUGAAAGCCGUCUUCAAUGUCACCAUCAUCCACAGCCGAGACACCACGGCUCUGUCUAACGGCAGGGAAAAUGGCACUGCAGACUCUGUCAUUGACGGCGUGCCUGUCAAAGUGACUACGUUUGAGCCCACAGAGAAAAUGUCCACAUAUCUGCUGGCGUUUAUUGUCAGUGACUUUGAAAAAAUUCAAUCAACCCAAAACAAGAAUUUGUUGAUCAGAAUCUGGGCUCGAAGAAAAGCCAUAGCUGACAAGCAGGGUGACUAUGCUCUCAACGUCACAGGGCCGAUCCUUAGGUUCUAUGAGCGGUACUACAACGCAACAUAUCCGCUCGCCAAGUCAGAUCAGAUAGCUCUGCCUGACUUCAAUGCCGGUGCAAUGGAGAACUGGGGUCUGAUCACAUACAGGGAAACGGCCCUGCUCUAUGACCCCAUCAUGUCCUCCACUGGAAACAAAGAGAGAAUAACAACUGUCAUCUCCCAUGAACUCGCACACAUGUGGUUUGGCAACCUGGUGACUGUGCGAUGGUGGAAUGACCUGUGGUUGAACGAGGGCUUUGCGUCAUAUGUGGAGUACCUCGGAGCUGACCAUGCUGAGCCCACCUGGAACAUUAAAGACGAGAUCAUACUGUCUGACGUGCACAAAGUGUUUGCUGUGGACGCCCUGGCCUCCUCCCACCCGCUGUCCCGUCGAGAAGAGGAGGUCAAUACCCCUGCUCAGAUCAGCGAGAUGUUCAACACCAUCUCCUACAGCAAGGGAGCGUCGGUGCUCAGGAUGCUGUCAGAGUUUCUCACUGAGCCUGUGUUUGCCAAAGGACUCAGCUCUUACCUGAACACAUUCGCCUUCGGCAACACAGUGUAUACGGACUUAUGGGACCAUCUCCAGCAGGCAGUUGAAACCACACCAGCUUUGCAUAUUCCUCACACCGUCCACAACAUCAUGAACCGCUGGACUCUUCAGAUGGGCUUCCCAGUGGUCACUAUUGACACCCGGACAGGAAGUAUCAGCCAGAAGCACUUCCUGUUGGAUCCAGACUCUGUAGUGGAGAGGCCCUCUCAGUUCAAUUACACAUGGUUUGUCCCGAUUAAAUGGAUGAAGACAGGUGUGGAGCAGCAACAGUACUGGCUUCUUCAAAAGACAGAUGCCCACAAUCUGAUGAGAGUUUCAGGAAAUGACUGGGUGCUGGCCAACACCAAUGUAUCUGGGUACUUUAGGGUGAACUACGAUCUUGACAACUGGGAUCGUCUCCUCUCCCUGCUCAACACCAACCAUCAGGCCUUACCAAUCAUCAACAGAGCACAGAUCAUAGAUGAUGCUUUCAACCUAGCAAGAGCCAAAAUAAUCAAUACAACAUUGGCCCUGAGAACGACCAAAUACCUGUCCAAGGAAAGAGACAACAUCCCCUGGCAGUCAGCUCUGAGAAACCUCGACCACUACAUCCUCAUGUUUGACCGCACUGAGGUUUAUGGAGCUUUACAGUCAUACCUCAAGAAACAAAUCCAACCACUUUUUGAGCACUUCAAGACGAUUACAGCUAACUGGACCAGAGUACCUACAGGACACACUGACCAGUAUAAUCAGAUCAAUGCUAUUGGAAUAGCCUGCAGUAUGGGUGUGGAGGGUUGCGGGCAGCUGAUCAAAAGCUGGUACAGACAAUGGAUGGACAAUCCACAUCACAACCCGAUCCAUCCCAACUUGAAAAGCACAGUUUACUGCAGUGCCAUAGCCUUCGGUGGCGUGGCGGAGUGGGACUUUGCCUGGAGAAUGUUCAAGAACGCCACUCUGGCAUCUGAAGCUUCCAGGCUCAGGGCGGCCAUGGCCUGCACCAAAGCACCUUGGCUUUUGAACAGGUAUCUGGAGUACACCCUAGACCCAACUAAAAUCCGCAAGCAAGACGCCACCUCGACCAUCCAGUACAUCGCCCGAAACGUUGUGGGGAUGCCGCUGGCCUGGAACUUCGUCAGAGCAAGAUGGAGCUACAUUUUCCAACAGUAUGGAUCAGGAUCAUUUUCCUUCGCUAAUCUCAUCAACGGAAUCACAAAGAGAUUCUCUACAGAGUUCGAAUUACAGGAGCUGAAGAAAUUCAAAGGAGACAACCUCCAUGUUGGUUUUGGCUCAGCCACCUUGGCCCUGGAGCAGGCUAUAGAGAAAACCACAGCCAACAUCAAAUGGGUGACGGAGAACAAAGCCCAUGUGCUGACGUGGUUUAUUGAAGAGUCCACAUGAGAACACUUGGACACUCAAAAUUACACACACUCUUUUUCUUUUUGUACAGUCAGGGAUACGUGAUGAAUGACAAUCACUAUAAUCAUCUUCUUCUUGGUAACGGUUGAGCAAAGACAAGUGACACACACAAUACCUCACUGGUCAUCCACUUCAGUGCGAAGGAACAGUCAUAUGAUGAACAGUGGGUCACAUGUAUUUCUAUAGAGAGCCUAAGUCACACCCCUUCAGGUGGACCCCCUUAUUUCGGAAAAAAUAUGAACGGUGGUCAACGAAGAGAGAUAGAUUUCUUUUUUUAUCUCGUUUGAAUUGCGCCACGAGUUACACAUAUGAUGUUUGUCGAUUUAAAACAUAAUUUUUCAAGUCAA
Molecule: messenger RNA, 3683 nt
Organism: Sebastes umbrosus (honeycomb rockfish)
Lineage: Eukaryota; Metazoa; Chordata; Actinopteri; Perciformes; Sebastidae
Product: aminopeptidase N-like
Exons: 21
Coding region: 424-3318 (964 amino acids)
Biological process (GO): peptide catabolic process; proteolysis
Cellular component (GO): cytoplasm
Molecular function (GO): peptide binding; zinc ion binding; metalloaminopeptidase activity
Source: RefSeq, a predicted model, not a curated record